This is a messenger RNA of Saccoglossus kowalevskii, 963 nucleotides long. RefSeq names its product guanine nucleotide-binding protein subunit beta-like protein 1. The record is from RefSeq and is a predicted model, not a curated record. Gene Ontology annotation, molecular function: protein binding. NCBI's taxonomy places the organism in Eukaryota, Metazoa, Hemichordata, Enteropneusta, Harrimaniidae.
AUGGGAACGUCACCCGAUCCACUAUUUGUACUGAGAGGCUCCGAUGGCCCUAUUAAUACUCUGCAGUUUUGUUCAGGCAGUUCUACAGAACCAUUCAUUCUAUCAGGCUGUGGAAAUGGAUUAGUACAAUUAUGGAAUCUACAGACGAGAAGACUUCAAUCUACUGUCGAAGUGCAUGAUGGGAAUGGUAUUUUAUGGGCUAAUAUGAUUGACAAUGGUAAAUUCAUCAGUCAAGGGCGAGACUGUAGAAUAAAAUGCUGGGAUUUGUCGAAAGGUCACUGUGAUGUUAUCUCAACCUUUUCUUACGAUGCUGCAGGAUUUUGCCAGUGUACCUUUUCAAAGAAAGCCAAUAUGCUGGCUGUUCCUGGGAAGGAGCCCUCUGUAGUUGACAUUUAUAAAUUUGAGACAGCUGAAAAAAUCUCAUCAUUAGUACCCAUAGAGGGCGCAAGAGCGCUAGGUAUGGUAAUGAGGAUGAAGUUUGUCUCCUCAUCCGAAGAUAGACCAUGCCUACUUGCUGGUUAUGAAGAUGGGAGCAUUGCAUUGUGGGAUAUAUCUAUGGUAAAAAUUCUCAAUCGUGUCAAAGUUCAUAAUGAGUCAGUGAUGGGAUUGGACUAUUCCAUUUCUCAGCGGCGGGGUGUAUCUGGUUCUGCGGAUGACAAGCUAUCAUCAUGGUUUGUGAACGAGGCUAUGGAAAUAAAAUGUGAAACCAAAUUGACUCUAACUAACGCUGGGAUAUCAGACGUUAAUAUUCGAGAUGAUGACAGAAUUUUAGCAACUGCAGGAUGGGAUUCUAGAAUCAGGAUUUUUAGUUUUAAAAAAUUGAAACCUCUAGCAGUGUUGUGUUACCAUAGAGACACUGUACAUUGUCUUGCGUUCUCCACACUGCAAGGAUAUCCUGGAUUGCUGGCAGCUGGCUCCAAGGACAAACAUAUCAGUUUUUGGUCCAUUUACAAUGAUUUGUAA